AUGGCGGCGGCCAAGGGGAAAAGUGUUGGUGGAACUCAAAGAAUUCUCCAAAAGCUUAACAAAACGAUCGAAGAUGGCGAAUAUUAUGAAGCUCAUCAGCUUAUAAGGACGCUGUACUUUAGGUUUGUUUACCUUAAUGUUUUUGUCAGUUUACUGGGUGAAAUAAAGUGCAAGUUCAUAGACGGUUUUUCCGGUGCCAACAUGUAAUGUAUACAUGAGUGGGAGGUUAAAUGUGCCAAUACCGAUCCGGUGAUACUAUUUUUGUAUCACGUUAGAUAACCGUUUAAAGUAGAUGUUAUUUAUCUCUUAACUUGAGUCGAUCAGGUUUUUCCUUAUCAUAAAUCGUAUUAAAAAUUCAUGUCAGCUGUUUUUGGACCACCAUCUGUACACGAUUACGUUGCACAUUUUAUCUUCGUAACAAGUUUCAGAUUGACAACAUUGCUGUCUUAUGUUUGCAGUUUUAGGUAUAAAACAAUCUUCUAAAACCAGUCUGGGCUCUAAACUGGCUGCUAGUCCUUUUAAUUAUCUAGAUCGAUUGGUUUAAUACUUUUUCAUGUCAACAAAGCCUGGAUUGAAAUGGAUCAGAUCAACUACUUAAACUCUGUAAAUGGCAAAAGGUUAGGGUUAGGGGUACAGGGGAUUGAUCUGAUUUGUUCUGAUCCAUACCAGGUUUUCUCAGUCGAGAUGCAAGGCAUAAUGCACCUGUCUGGAUACAAUUUAGAUGCUCCACAUGGCCACGUAAAUAAAGAAGCUGAAGAAUACGCCAUUUAUGAGCCAGCUUUUUGUUUCAUUUUCUCACUGUUUAUUUGUAGGUAUAUAUCUCAAAAAAGCUAUGAAGAUGCCAUAGAGAUUGUACAUAAUGGAGCAUGCUUAUUCCUUAAACACAAACAGGUAAUACCAGUAAUAACAAUAACAGAGUUUCAGGCUUCACUCAGUCAACAAUUCCACUAAGCAAGUGUUUGGAAGGACACAUGUCUGUCCUUUUUUUAAAAGCUUUAUCAAGUUCAUUAAUAAUAUAUGAGCAUAGGAAAGUAACCGAAAGUACAAAGCAGACUGGCUGUCGAAACUGUCUGUAAGCUAAGUCAGAGGUUAUAGGAAAGCCUGUUACGAUGCUAACAAUGUCAAGCAAACAGGGUAGGAUAGUCUGACCAUAACAUAAGAGCUAUGAACAAAACCAACUGAUCCACCCAUGUUGCCUACAGGUAAUUGCAGACUAUUGUCUUGAGUUUAAUCCUAACUCCCUUAAAUAUGAUUGAUUCCAUGCACUUAUGACUUCUACUCUUGUUUACCUCUAUAGAUAAUACAGAUACAGUGUACAGAUGUUACAAGUCAAAGUUAAAUUUCAGAAAAAAAAAUUUCACCUAAUUAUUCAUGAAUUAGGACUAGGCGACAAAGGAAGUCGAAAACCAGACUAGGUUAAGAAAUUUUAACCUGAAUUUAUUUUUGACCUGUGACAUGGAUGUAGAUGGUAUACUUGUGGAGUCUGCAUGGAUUUGUACCUUUCCUCAACUGUAACAAUAACACUAACAUUUGUGGCGGGAAGAGGGGGGGAAUUCGCCAGUCGUAAAAAAUAGGACAUGCACUUAUCCGUAUAAGCAACCGUUUGUUAAUAUUUAAAAAGGGAUCUGUCAUCUGAACUGUGGUUUCUUCAUUUUGAUUGCACUUCAGUCUGCAAAAAAUAUUUUAUUUUUUUAAUGAAAUAAAAUCUGUUUUUUGCUGUCUUUCAGGAUGGAAGUGGUAAUGAUCUAGCUUUGUUAAUGAUUGAGUGCUUUAGAACAGCACAUAUUCCUGUUGGAGACAGUGCGCUUGAGAAGAUUAGGAGUAUAUUUGAGCUUUAUGAACCAGGAUCUCUAAACAGAUAUGAAUUUAUUAGAGAAGCUAUAAAGUAAGUCAAAAGUAUUACUGUAUUAUGUUCAUUAAUUUUAGAUUGUGCCUUCUUCCAUUUAUGGAAUAAGUAAUGUCAGAGAAACUGCAGAGUCCAUCAUUAGUCAAAGAUUCCAUGUGAUAUGAUGAAGACCAUUAUAAAAUGUAAUUUUCCAUAAUAUAUAUGGCAAAUCAAACACAAACCAAAUGUACGUACUACAAAUUGUGCUCAUAAAAUCUCUGCUCAAACUCCAAAGGUAGAGUAAAAUUGUUAGCCUAAAUUUCAGCUGCCUCUUCAAGUAUAUCACUCCUGCUCUCUCUUAGGAGGAAGCAAAUCAAGGAGACCUUUGAAAUCCCAAGGGGCACUCAGUAAUUUUCAGGCAAGCUACCUGAAUGUUGUGGUUCAAAUUUUUUGGCUAAACAAAUUUUGAAGAACUUACUGGGUUUUCCUGUUGCUGAACAUGUUAUUAUGCUCUAGUUCACAGAAUUAAGAACUUGGGGGAAAAUAGGCAAUGGAAGUUCCUGAAGAUGAGCCUGGUUUUUUGGCUUGGCACCAGUCAUCCGCACGGCUUAAACUUCGACUUUCAUUUCCUCUAAACUGUGUGCAGAGUCGCGCGUGCACUGCAAAGUUAUUUUUCUAUUUUUUGUAUUUGUUGGCAUUUGCAAACCUUGCAAGAAUCUAAUGUACUUGUGCAUGUGACUCCAAUGAUGAAGGGCCAGGCCCGAAACGUUUGGAAAGAAACUCAAACUACAACGCGGCAAUUUUGUUCAUCAGUACUUUGUUCUGAAGAUUACUUACUUUCUAAAGUGCCGCACAGCUUAUCAUAAUUUUUUUUUCUGUUCUUUGUUUGAUUAUAUACUGUUAUAUUGCUACUUCGUUUAACAAUCUGUUUAGGUACUUCACACAAUGUAAUUCUGAACAGGAAUGAAAACUCUUCUUUUAUGCAUUUCUUAAAAACAUUAAUUUUGAUUUUAAUUUUCAGAUGGACAUCAGAUACAGACCAAUCCCUUAAAUAUGGCCAUCCUGAGUUACAUCUCCUUUGUGCACAUAGAUUUUGGAAGGGUUAGAUUUUUUUUUUACUUUUUUGACAGUAAUAAAUGAUCAAAUUAUUAACAACAACGUACAUUUAGCUUGCUAUUUUUGGAUGACUUCAUGCAUUUCAUUUCUUUUGAAAAUAAAAGUUAUUUCAUUUGCCCUUUUUUUUUGUUUAGUGGUUUCAUUUUAACUUGUUGCUGGUUUUCAUUGUUUCACAGAAAAGAACUUCAGUGAUUCACAGUAUCAUUUCCUGUUUACUUCUGAUGGACAGCAGUGUGCAGCCAUGCUGGUGGAAAAUGCUACAUCACGGGGAUUUCCAGGAGAAGCUGACUUAUUUGUCACUCAAGCAGUUUUACAGUACGUAAUAUUUAUAGUAAUAAUAAUGAUGAUAAUUAUUAUUAUUAAUGCUUAAUAUCGAUAAGUUUGUAAGCAAUUUGCAGGGGGAAAAAUAAUGUAUAAUUACUUGUAUUUUAAAUCUCAAUAAAAUUUGUUGGUGGUGUUUGUUUGUCUUGCUUGUCAACUGCAGAUCUGGUGCAUUAAUACAUGUUGACCAUGCCCCAUAAAAACCUAAAAAUAUUUUGUGAGAGCACAGCAAAACUAAAAUCUGACAUGUAGCUAUUGUGCACUUCUGUGCUGUUUAAAAGCAUUAAUAAUGAUAUUAAUUUGCUUCCACAAAUUUCACUUUCCAAACAUGUGUAAACAGUUGUUCAACAAUGCAAUGACAACACUUAAUGAGAUGAAAUAUCCCUUACCUUUUCAGGUUUCUUUGUUUACAAAACAUCAUUACAGCCAAUGUUGUGUUUUUCAAGUACACAGCUCAGCAUCCAGACUUCUCUGGACUUGGACCUCCUUAUCAAAAACCUCUUCUUAAUUUUGUUUGGUUCCUGCUUCUAGUCAUAGAGAGGUUUGUGCUUCUGUUAGUAGGGUCAUAGUUUUUAAUCCACAAGGUCUAAAGAUAGAUUCUUUUUUGUCCUUAUAAGAAUGCAGCUUCUGUAAGAAUGUCAUUGAUUAGUGUGACUUUUUCUUCUGUAUAAGUUUCAUUUUCAUAAAAAAAAAUUGAAUGAAAGCAAAACUUUGCUGCCUAAAAAUGAAUGUUUGUUUGUCUGCAUAACCCAUGCUGCCUACUAAAGUUGAUCAAAGUUAGAGUUACAAGUGUAUUUUUUUUACAGGAAAGGCAGUUUAAGUCAGUUCACAGUGUUGUGUGAAAAAUAUCAACCAUCCAUUGAAAGGGAUCCAGUAUAUAAAGAGGUAUGGAGGGUUUGCUUUUUUUCUCUUUCAAACACUCAAUUGGCAUGUAACACUAUCACGAUUUUUUGAAGUAGUAUGUAGGGAAGAGGGUACUCAUUAUAUAGCAUUUAGGGUGAAAAUGUUGACAUGGACCCCUCCCCUCUUGUCCCCUCCCCCACCCCACCGCUUAAAAUGUUAUGUCACCUAGUGGUUCUGAUGUAGUUUUUCCAUGGACUGUUAUUUUUAAUAGUCAAAGCAAUCCUUAAUGAUUCAACAUGAAUCCCAGUCUGUAAAUAACCACCCUUUCAUGGUACUUUGUAUUGCAGUAUCUAGAUAAGAUUGGACAGCUGUUCUUUGGUGUUCCUCCAAAGCCAUCCAACAAAGGAAUGAUGGGGGGCAUUUUAGGUGAGCCUUUCAAGUAUUUAAAAGUAGAAUAACCCUACCAGCAUUGACAGCAAUAUCAAAAAUACUGGUACAACUCCAUUUUUGAGAAACAGCUUUAGUGUAAAUUGAAUUGGGUCGAAAAGAAGACUAAAAAGGCUUUAGAUUGGUAUAUGUUUUGGCAGGUUAUUAUGAGGAGAGGAUCCAGGAUUUUCAGUUUUAUUUUCCCUAGCAAUUCCCAAAUGGCUAAAACCUUAUGCUAUGAACUUGUCAUUCUUCUUUUCUUGCAGGUGAUUUGAUGCAGACUUUGAUGGGCGGGGAUGAUGGCAAUGGUGCAUCAGCAUCACAGUCAACCGUUAUUGAAUCUGAAGAAGUGGACUAGUAAUAACACCUAUAACUAAAUUAUCUUUUACAAUGUAUGCCAUGGACAGUUGACAAAGGCCUGCCCUGCAGCUGUUGAACACACGAGAUACUAGCUUGUCAUAAAGAUUUUAAACUCAAGUUAUCUGGAGAACUGACGCAAUUAUUUGUCAACUCAGCUGUUGCCAUUUUAGGCAUCUCAGCUUGUUUCGCACAGAAGAAGCUCGUAAGAGGAGAUCCCUGUUAUAGCAUAGUUCCAUGACACUGGUAAAACACACAGCUACAGUGUAAUUAUUGGUCCCCAGUGGUAGCACCCAGGCUUUGAGUCAGGAAUCACAAAUGAGGUGCUUUUUCAUGCAUUCUCAGCCAGUAAUUGGCUCUCUUAUACAGUGAAACCUGUACUUAGCCCAGAUAUGCAUGGGACCUUCCCUUGUUGUGGACGUCUACCUAAUACCAGUUGGAUUGACAGGAAAUGUGGAAAGAAAAUUCUAGACUUACUGAUGUUUGUGUCUCCUCAAGAUAGGAAGUCUGCGCAACAUAGGAUUCACAGUCAUGCCGUUGGUACCACUAAGUUCACUAGAGAGACAGUUGUCUCACAUCAUUGUCGCCUCACUUUGUUUUUUAAAUCUCAUGUCAAGGCUGUUGUGAACAUUUAGACUUCAUGUUAAGUGCAGUUGUCUCUUUGUUUGCUCUUUAUGCUUAAGAUUGUGAAAGCUAUUGGUAGGAGGCCAGUGCAUCCUUCCACAGUAAUAUUUUAUAUCACAGACUUCUAGACUUCUCUCUUCCUUCUGCAUCUCUCUUUCCUUAAGCUGGCAUUUUCAUGGUCUGCCCUUGCAUAUUUUUCAAGCCCUUAUAUAAACAUUAGGGAGUACUUUAAAGUCUAUCCUCAGCCUGCAGUGCAAAGAGAGGACUUAUUAUUUCUGGCAUCAUGUUCCUUUUGGAAGGUUGAGGAGAUUUGAAAAUCCAACCAUCAGGGCAGGCAUGAGAAUAUACAGCUGUUCUUUAACCUGUCGCCCUCAUCCUCCUCCUUCCCCUCCCUUUCUGCCCCCUUUGAGUCGUUCACCACAACCUGUGUGAAUUCUCAUGUCUCUUUUCACCCCCGAAAGCUCCUGACUGCUGCGUAAAAUUUUCAUGGUAUUCCUAAUCCUAGAAUAGCCUUGUAUCCCAUCCAGGGCACGUAAUAAUGCUCCUACUUGCUUCAAAUAACUAUAGUCCUUCUUUCUUUGAUUACUUUGUACCCCCAGCCUUCCCACUCAUGCAAAGAUACUUGCAGUGAUAUGAUUCAACUAAUCUGUUAUUUUCGGAAUUUCUAAGGCUGUGAUGUAGCAAAAAUUAUGGGGAGUCCAAAGUUUUGAACCUAUGAAAUCUAGUUACCCCGUAGGAAGUCGCCCACAGGGGCCUUCAGUAAUAGUUAGAGCACAGCCUUUACUUCUUCCAAAACUAAAAAAGCUUUUGAGCAAGCCCUUGAUUUGCUUUGUUCUUUAUUUCUGGAUCAAAACUGUUAGGUUUCUUUUAAUUGUUAACCUUAACCUUUUAAGUCCCAAUAUUGACAUGCAAAUUCUCCAGACUGAUCUCCAUAUAUUUCUUAUAAAAUUAGUGGAGAGAAUUUGUUAUAUGACCAAAGUACUUUCCCUUUAGUGAUCACUUUGUUUAUUCUCAUAACCUUUUCUUUUGAGUAUCCAUUAAUGUUAGUAAGAGAAACUCUGGAUCAUUAUACAUUUCUAGGGAAACUGCCCACCUACCCCUCCCCUAAGGCAACAAUAACACUUACUUUUCACUUAGAGCAAAAUGUUGGUUCAGGGGAGGGGUAGGUGGGUAGUUUGAAACUCUUUGGACUUCAAGUGUUACAAAGGACAGUGCUGCGCCUCAAAGCCCUGAACUGUUCUCCUUACACUUCUUGUCUUGUUAAGGAUAUUUAAUUAGAAAUUGAUUAAGACUGUUUGACUUGCUGAUCAUUUUCUUUGUUCUCUUUUCUCUUAUGUUGGAAAAAAAGCGGUAAUUUCUUAAUGAGAAAUCCGAUAUUUGCCACUGUUAGGGCUUUAAGGUUAAGCCCUGCAGCAUUCAUUACCUAUUAGUGGAAUUAAACUGGGUUUUUAAUAUUUCAAAAAGACUACGGAUAUUUUUCUCUCAAAACUGAUGUUUACUUGUCCCUCUAUAGUUAAUGCGUGGGUCGCGUGGUGUUGUGGGAAGGUAAUCUCAUACCCAUAUUUCCCUAGUGUCCGUCUGUUGGUUCCUGACCGUGGGAGAUCUGGAUACUAGAUUACCCAAAAGUUUUUCUUCCCUAGCUACCGCCCCAUGUGGAAAAGAAAGGAUGUUCAGUAUACUAUUUGCCUAAAAGACUAGAUAGUCGCUUUUCAAUUUCCCUCAAAGUUACGGUGAAAGAAAAGCCAUUGCUGUAAUUUUAGCGUACAAGCAGGCUCUCCAUUUGAGGGAGUCGCGAGAAGUCAGGCGAGAGCAGCACGCAAAAAAAAGAUGCGAGUUCGUUUUCUCGCAGGUUGCUUCGCUCGCCAUAAAUGGAGAGCUUGCUCGCAGGCUACUGUAACCUGUGCGGUAUCGCUUUUGGGGUGACAGGAGAAAAUACAGAGAUAAGUCAUAUUUUGAAAAGAAAAAUGUAAAUAAAUCAUUCUUUGAUAAUUUAAUUAAAAGGAG
This is a messenger RNA of Porites lobata, 7516 nucleotides long. Lineage: Eukaryota; Metazoa; Cnidaria; Anthozoa; Scleractinia; Poritidae. The record is from the annotation of a GenBank genome assembly.